Penicillium brasilianum is the source of this 1107-nucleotide messenger RNA. NCBI's taxonomy places the organism in Eukaryota, Fungi, Ascomycota, Eurotiomycetes, Eurotiales, Aspergillaceae. The record is from the annotation of a GenBank genome assembly.
AUGGCUGUCAGUCCGAAUGGCGUCCAGCUGUCCAUCUGGAUGGCUGUGUUUACCUUCAUAACGAGUGUGGUGAUUGCAUUGCGUAUCUGGGCGAUUCAUCUCACUCGCAAGAGUCUCCAGCUGCAUGAUUACUUUGUCAUCGUCGCUCAUACGAGCUCGUGUGCCAUGGUAGGGCUAAACUACUGGGCGGUUUGCAAUGGGUUAGGCGGGCAUACCGCUACCCUCUCGAAGAAGGAACUCGACGUCCAGUUUAAGAUGAUCGUCGGAGUGAGUAUGACAUGGCUGGUUGGAACAGUUUGUUGCAAGCUCUCCAUCCUAUCGUUGUAUACCAGUCUCUUCUGCACUUUUCGGUCGGUUCGAAAUCUUGUCUGGGUGGUGGGCAGCCUCGUCGUUGGCUACUUCGUUACCUUCCUACCGCUCUUUCUCACGCAGUGCCAUCCUGUGUCGUAUCAAUGGCAUCCUGUCCCAGGUGGUGGUUGCCGGUCGCUGAGUAUUCAAGAGAUUGCGUCAAUCACGCUCAAUAUCUUCCUUGACUCUACAAUUGCCCUACUCCCAAUUCCUGCCAUAUGGAAAUUGCGAAUGUCACUCCGCAAUAAGCUCACCAUUGCUGUGAUGUUCGGAAUGGGCUUGAUCGUCGUUGCAGUCAUGAUAUGGCGCCUUGUCAUCACCCUCAAUCCCGAAACUGCCGCAGACUUUGUCUAUGGACUCUACAAGAUCGGCCUGGUUAGUUUCCUCGAGCUAUGGCUAAGCACCAUCAUCGUCAGUUUGCCCGUUCUGGCACCUUUAUUUCGUCACUAUGUCGAGCCCCUUCUGUCUCGCAAGCAACCUAGCGCGGGCCAACUUCAGGAGGCCCAACAUACCAUCGGCAGUGAUCCACCGAAGAAGCGGUUUGGACCGAACUACUCAUACUCUGACAUUGAGAUGGGGCGAGGUAACUACUCGGCACAAGUGAAGACGGGCAUGAGCUCGUCGCAGACUAAUGGAGACGAUACGGUUGGUCUGGUGAAUGAUAUGCAACCUAAUGCGAUCGCGAUGAGGAGGGAGGUUGUGGUUCAGGAGGGACGAGAACGCGACGUUUCUUCGGAGACUCCGAGGUCUGGUAUGUAA